Messenger RNA from Anthonomus grandis grandis, 6463 nucleotides. RefSeq names its product MAP kinase-activating death domain protein (gene Rab3-GEF). The record is from RefSeq and is a predicted model, not a curated record. Gene Ontology annotation, biological process: regulation of Rab protein signal transduction; regulation of apoptotic process. The coding region runs from base 224 to 6007 and encodes 1927 amino acids. Gene Ontology annotation, cellular component: cytosol. Lineage: Eukaryota; Metazoa; Arthropoda; Insecta; Coleoptera; Curculionidae. The transcript is spliced from 33 exons. Gene Ontology annotation, molecular function: guanyl-nucleotide exchange factor activity.
GUACUAUGUGCUUCGUGAAAAGCUUCAACAAAAUUGGUAAACCAUGCAGAAAAUAAUGUUUGCCGUGGCGAAUGUAUUCGGUGAUGUGCGUGAACUUUAUUAUCGCUUAAAACAUAAAACCGAAUCGUAUCAACCCUGAGACAUGUCCUACUCUCGAUCAAGAACAGAUUACAAGCCGUAUUUGAUGAGUUGACCCAAUUUCCUAGAUAAACAUUAAGACAGAAUGGAUGCAGAACGACAAUUUCUAUGCCCCCGACUAAUUGACUAUCUGGCGAUCGUCGGAGCCCGGCACACACCCUCUUCGGUGAAGCAAAGUGCGAGCCCUCAUAUACAAGCUCCAGAAUUGCUUCGUCGUUAUCCAAUCCAGGACCACAAAGACUUUCCUAUGCCUGUGGAUAUGGUGUACUUCUGCCAACCAGAGGGGUGUUCCUCCGUCGGCCCUAGAAGGACGGCCCUUCGCGAAGCCUCCUCUUUCGUAUUUACGUUAACCGAUAAAGAUUCUGGCAAAACGCGGUAUGGAAUAUGCGUGAAUUUUUAUAGAUCUGUGGAGAAAAGCUCUACACUAUUCGGGUUUAAUAAAGCACGAGCCAACACUGGUAUGCGAAGGGAUUCUUGGAGGAAAAGUAUGGAGAAGAGUUCGGAUUCUGCUUUUUCAAGUGACUAUAGAAGUAGCAACAUAAAUCCAAGCGACUCCGAAAAGGAUUAUCCGCCAAGCAGACGUGACUCCGAAUCUACUGCUCCAAACACUUUGCCUUCAUCAAGACUUGCUGUAGGUGGGAACGACUCCGAAAGUGGAGGAAGCCAUUCACCUUCACCAAGAGCCAGCAGAAGAAGACAGAGAAUAAGGAAUCACUCAUUGACAUCUCUCUGUAUCCUCUCUCAUCAUCCAUUCUUCACCAUGUUUAGGGAGUGCCUUUAUAUUUUGAAAAAGCUCAUUGAUGCUUGUAAUGAAUCUUCACAUCCAAGAAGAGUUGGGGCGUCUAAACAAACUUCAAGGGAUAGCGUUUGGAGUGUUAUAACUGGUCAAUCAAAUGAAGGCGCCUCAUCAAUUGUGCUGCACGAUGUUAAAGAAAUAGAAACCUGGAUAUUAAAACUACUUUCUGCUCCUGUUCCUAUUCCCGGAAAGACUAAGGUGGAAGUGGAAGUACUUUCUCCAAGCGUAUACGAACCAUUAGUAUUCGCCUUACCGAGUCAUACACGAUUUACUUUGAUAGACUUUCCACUUCACCUGCCACUAGAACUGCUAGGAGUAGAAACAUGUUUAAAGGUGCUAACAGUAAUACUAUUAGAAAAUAAGGUUGUAUUCCAGUCGCGAGACUACAAUGCUCUGUCUAUGUCUGUGAUGGCUUUUGUUACGAUGAUAUACCCGUUAGAAUAUAUGUUUCCUGUAAUUCCUUUGCUACCUACUUGUAUGAGUUGUGCUGAACAACUUUUGCUUGCCCCAACGCCAUUUGUGAUAGGACUUCCCGUUAGUUUUUUAAUGUACAAGAAGAACUUUAGGUUACCAGAUGAUAUAUGUUUAGUUGACCUAGAUUCCAAUAAGUUACAUUCUCCUACAGAAAUACCCCCGUUGCCCGAACCAGAAGGGACAAUAUUAAAAAACCACCUUAAGCAGGCAAUGCAGCUUAUGGAUCAAGUUGGCACUGGAGCGAUGUCCAAUUUAUCAACACCAAGCAAUAAUAGCGCACAACUACAGCCUUCAAGAAGAAACAGUGUCUCUUUGACACCUCAAACCACUCUAGGAGUUGGUAUACCUACAAAAUCACCAGAAGCCUCAUUACCAGGUUCACCAAAUCAAAGAAUGUCACUCACUCCACAAUCUCCAUUACCACCUCCAGCAACAAGAAUUUAUUCACCAACACAGCAAGGCAAUCCAUUUAUUUACGGAAAUGAUGUUGACUCAGUUGAUGUUGCUACAAGAGUGGCUAUGGUUCGUUUCUUUAACUCUCAAAAUUUACUAGCGAACUUUAAUGAGCACACGCGAACUCUACGGUUAUACCCCAGACCUGUCGUGGCUUUCCAGAUAAACAGCUUCCUAAGGUCUAGACCAAGAGCUUCUCAAUUUUUAAACAAAUUUGCCAGGACACAAGCUGUAGAAUUUUUGGCAGAAUGGUCCCUUACACCCACAAAUGUUGCCUUUCAAAGAGUACAUACAGGAGUUCUAGAUCCAGCUUUAAUCGGAGAUAAACCCAAGUGGUACUUACAUACUCUGGAACCCAUAAAGUUUAUUGUUUGGGAUGAUGGAAGUUCAUUAAAUGGUGCCUUAAGAAGUAUUCAAAGCCACGAAAACCAACCAACAGAUGAAAGUGGUUCAGACUCAGAAGAGGGUGAGAGUACUAGCUCAAGCUAUUCGUCGUUAAGUGAUUUCGUAUCAGAAAUGGCUUCCUCUGAUCUAUCCCCUGGGUAUCUUUCCUACCACGAUCAAAGAAAAGCGUCUGCUCAAAGCAUGACUUUUUCCUCAAAUAUCGAUGCGGAUAGUAUCUACAAGCCACCAUCCGAACUAAAAUAUCCCGAUGGAGAAACUCCUGUGCAAAGACCCGAAUCUCCCGCCUCUUCGAGUAGCUCUAGCUCAGAUUCUGAUCUAAGCUCUCCAUCAUUUAACAGGGAUUCAGAAUUUGAGUUUAAUAAAAAGGAAGAGGUUAAGAAGCCGAAAGAAAAAAUUGAGAAGGACGAUACAGUCUCUAUUGAGAAUGAGUCGGAUUCGAACUCUACAACUACACCUAAGACAAUAGUUAGUAAUAAUAAUCAAAAAAGUGAAGCGUCUUCAGUAGAGGGAGAUAAGGUGUCUACUAGGAGAAUAAGGAAGGUUCCUCCAAUUACACCAGCACCACUUCAAAAACAACCAAGCGUUGGCAACGUAUUUUCAAAAACUUCAAGCGUGGGCUCUUCUGGUUCACCUAGUCCAGGUCCGAUUCAUUCUGCAAGCAGUGUGGGCAGCUCUGCAAGUGGAUUAACUCGACAAGGCUCCCAAGGCUCAAUUUUCGAAAGAUUCGCUUCAGAAGCAAAAGAAGCGUUUAGAGAAACUACUCGGCAGAGCAGUCAGGAUGGAAUAUUGGCUCAAAUGGAUAAGUUUAAGUCACAGGCCAAAGAGAAACUUAAUGAAGCAGAAGAGAGUCACUUAUUUGCUCCUUUUGAUAAGCUGACUAUUCAAGCAAAAAAAGCAGCUGAAGAAGCAACAAAAAGUAUGCAUGAAGCAAGUAAAUCAGCUCUCGAAGCCAGUAAGUCAGCUACUGCAAUGAGCAAAAAUACUAUUGAUGAUUUAACGUAUGUUGGAAAAUCCACAUUUGGGGAUUUGACUAAAUCUGCAAAAGAAGCUGUACAAAUGAAAGGAUUAUUGAGAAAUGAUUCCUUCAAUAGACCGGAUUCUAGGAGAGACUCAACAAGCAGUACCACCUCUAUUGUAGCUCAUUCAGCGUUAGCAGGUGCCAGUAGAGAUUUUUUUUCAAACAUACAGUCUGACCUCAACGGCAUUGCCUCAAGUACUACCAACAUAUUCUCAGAUUUCUUUGGAAACAAGAAGGAUGCUAGGCAGGACCAGUCAUCACACAAGCCGAAAGAAACAAAAUCAAGUCUGUUUGGCCCUUUCCAGAGAGGGCCUAAAGGUAUUGUUGAAAAAAGUCCUCUUAUUAAACAUGUACCCAAGAAACAGGACGAGAUGCAAAGGAGGCAAAGCAUGGAUAAAACUGCUACUAAUAGUGAUAAUCAAGCAUUUUUGAAAGACGUUAUCACAAGUGUUCUUGAUGGUGAAGGAGUAGGUUGGCUCAAAUUUAAUAGACUAAAAAAACUAAUGGAAGAAGAAACCUAUCGUAACUUUGUAGUUAGCAAAAUUAACAAAACUCUUGAUAAAAAGAUAGCUCCUGAUGAUCAUAUUGAUGAUGUGUGUGUCCCUAAACCAGUAUGGAAAGGUAUGUUAAAAGUCCUACAAGCGAUCCAACAUGGCUUAGAAGUCACGUUUAGUAAUUAUGGGCUUGGUGGUAUGGCAUCGGUGUUUCAAAUGCAAGAAAUUGCUCAUACACACUAUUGGACCAAAGAUGUCGGCGACUCAGCAUCUGCUGAUAUAACUCAGGCUUCAAGUCCCAAAUCCCCCCAAAGUCCAAGAUACUCUUUACAGUCAUCAGACUGGGAGAAUGAUAGUAGAAAAUCAUCUCAAGCUGAACCUCCGGAGGUUCGUCUAAUACAUGAAGCGGACUCUGAUAAGGAGCAAUCAGCCACUGACAUCUUCAAGGAUAUGAUAACCCAAAAGAAAAACUUAUUGUUAAGCAAAUUAACGUCAUUUGAUUCAGAUGUUGAUGGAACUUUUCAUGGGUCUGGAGAUACCAUAUCACCGGGUUCUAUCACUACCGGACCAGCCGGAGGCCUUCAUAGGGGUGGGAAUCAUGCAUCAUUUCGUUCAACUGUAUCAGAUACAGAGGUAGAAACACUACAGUUUCCUAAACUUCCCAAGCAACGUACUUCAAGUGUUUGGUCAAGCAAAUCUUCACUUAGUACAGGAUUUAGAUACCAUGGUGGUCAUAUAGUAAAUACCGCUGCCUCGCCUUCACCCGACGCGGUAAGAACUUACCUCUUUGAAGGCUUAUUAGGUAAGGAACGGUCGCAUCUUUGGGACCAAAUGCAGUUUUGGGAGGAUGCGUUUCUUGAUGCUGUGUCGCAGGAAAGGGAUAUGACUGGCAUGGACCAGGGGGCGCGAGAAAUGAUGGAACGUUACAAAGGAUUAAGUGACACAGAGAGAAAAAGGCUGGAGCACGAAGAAGAUCGACUAUUAGCAACGUUCCUUUACAAUUUAACAGCAAUAUUAGUAAUGCUAAACUGCACGAAGGAGGAAAUUAAGCGAAAAAUUCGAAGGUUGUUGGGAAAAAGCCAUAUUGGUUUAGUUUAUAGUCAAGAAAUUAACCUUUUGUUAGAUCAAAUUCACAAUUUGAAUGGAAACGACAUUGACCUUAAACCUUUAGGAUCUAGAACCCUACAUAGACAAAGUUUUACCGUUCAUCAAGGAAUUGAUUGUACUGGGGAUCUGCGCUUUUUAGAGGUUCGAGAUGAUGGACUUGUAAUCAGAUCAACAAAUGGAGUUAUCAUUGAAAGAUGGUGGUUUGAAAGGCUGGUCAAUAUGACGUAUAGCCCGAAGAAUAAGGUGCUUUGCUUGUGGAAGCGUACUGGAGGGCAAACGCAGGUCCAUAAGUAUUAUACGAAAAAGUGUAAGCAAGUUUACUAUUGCAUAAAGGAGGCAAUAGAACGUAGCGGCAAUAUCCAGAGUGUUCCCGAAUUAGGAGGCGAAUUCCCAGUUCAAGAUAUGACAACUGGCGAGGGAGGACUACUCCAAGUUUGCAUGGAAGGCGUGGGAUUAUUAUUCGCCAACAGCAAGGACUUUGAGUUUUUCGUCAGGUUAUCUCAUAUAAGAAAAUGCUAUACACAAAAAGGCAGCAUUUUCAUUAUAGAGGAAUUUAAUCCAAAAACACGCCAAGUACUACAAAGAAAGUAUAAAUCUCCUAUGGCAGACCAAAUUUGUUAUUCGGUUCUCUGCGUCUUCUCUUACAUGGCGGCAGGUAAAGAGGGCAAAGAAAAAUUCCAAAUGCCACAUCCACCACCUCAAAAACCCCAAUCACAGCAACUUAACCUUAAUACAAUUCGAACAACUGCCGAAACCAUACAAGAGAAACCUGAUGAGGUUAAACUUACCAGCCCCGACCUAAGAAAACCGAUGACAAACUCAGAAGAUACCAAACUGCAACACCAAAAACUUUUGUCCCAUAUUAUGCAGCCUUCGUCUCAGCCUCAGUCGGUAGCAGGAACUCCAGUUGGAGGACCACCCUCAUACCCACCACCUGCUUUGCCUUUAGGAGUGCCACCUCCAGCACCACCCCCUGGGCCUAAAGUGCUCUCCAGCCAAAUGUCCAUGCCUGCACCUCUUAAGCCUCCUCCUAUACCGAGUAGAAGUUCGGUGCCAUUUAGACAGACCUCUCUGGGGCCUCCUAUAGGGCAGCCGCCUCCUCCCCCUCCACGCCCAAAGUGAUAAAUUAAAGAACAUUCAAAAGCUUUGUAGGAUACGGGCUUCUUGUCUUCCUUGAAUUUAGUGUAUGAAGAUCAAGACAUAUUCUGUGGUUUAAGAAAUUUUUAUUGUAGAUAAGAUUGGAAAAAAUAAAUUGUAAAAUGAUUAAACAAAAAUAGAAUUGAUCAGUAAGGUAUAUUCAAUUUAGGAAAAGAAAUGGGUGCAAAAACACAUUUUGAAAAUCUUGCCACCUAUAAAUAUUUUUGAUUAUUUACCUGUUUUCUUAUUUCAAAUACAUUAUUCGUAAUUAAACUGCUUGGUGAGUUACCUAACUUAUUAUAUGUAAAAGAAGUGUUGUAAAUGUUAAAAUUUAAAAGCAAUAUUACAGAAAUAUAUUUGUUUUUAUUUAUUUCAGUAUACAUUUUUGUAAUUAUCCUAUGUUUGUUUUGUAUAAAAUAUAAUGUGACAUAUUAUAAAAGA